AUGGUGGACCCAGAGGUCCUCACCAAGGUUCCAGCAGCAUUGAAGAGGUUAGCCAAAUAUGUAAUCCGGGGAUUUUAUGGCAUUGAGCAUGCCUUGGCCUUGGACAUCUUGAUUCAGAACCCCUGUGUGAAAGAAGAAGAUGUGUUGGAGCUGCUCAAGUUUGAUUGGAAGCAACUUCAAUCAGUUUUGAAUAAUUUAAAGGGAGACAAGUUUAUCAAAUGCAGAAUGAGGAUAGAGACUGAUGCAGAUGGGAAAACCACUGGCCAUAACUACUAUUUUAUCAAUUACCAUACUCUUGUUAAUGUGGUAAAAUAUAAAUUGGAUCACAUGAGAAGGAGGAUUGAUACCGAUGAGAGAGAUUCCACCAACUGGGCCUCCUUCAAAUGUCUUGUCUGUAGUAGUACUUUCGCAGACUUAGAAGCUAAUCAGCUCUUUGAUCCCAUGACAGGAACUUUCUGCUGUACUUUUUGCCAUACAGAGGUAGAGGAGGAUGAAUCAGCAAUGCCCAAAAAAGAUGCACUCACACUUUUGGCAAGGUUUAAUGAAUAAAUUGAGCCCAUUUAUGCAUUGCUUCUGGAGACAGAGGAUGUGAACUUGGCCUAUGAAAUACUUGAGCCAAAACCCACAGAAAUCCCAGCUCUGAAACAGAGCAAGAACCGUCCAGCAUAUACUGCUGGAGCUGCUGGCCUGGCAGGUGGGCACCACUGGAAAGCAUGGACCACCAAAGGUCCCUCUUAUGAGGACUUACACACUCAGAAUGUUGUCAUUAACAUGGAUGACCAAGAAGAUCUUCAUCGAGCCUCACUAGAGGGGAAAUCUGCCGAAGAGAGGCCCAUUUGGUUGAAAGAGAGCACUGUCCAAGGGGCGUAUAGUUCUGAAGAGACGAAAGAAGGUGGCAUAGAUAUAGAUGCAUUUCAGGAGCGUGAGGAAAGCCGUGCAGGGCCUGAUGAUAAUGAGGAGGUCAUGCGAGCACUGCUUAUUCACGAGAAGAAGACUCUCUCUGCAGCGGCUGGUUCAGUGGGGGCAGCUGCUCCUGUGACCAACGCCAAUGGCAGUGACUCAGAGAGUGAGACCAGUGAGUCAGAUGAUGAUUCUCCACCCCGUCCUGCGGCUGUGGCUGUACAUUGUCGAGAAGAGGAUGAGGAAGAGGAGGAGGAGUUUGAAGAAGUAGCAGAUGACCCCGUUGUCAUAGUGGCUGGCUGUCCAUUCUCCUACAGUGAAGUGAGUCAAUGGCCAGAGCUGGUAGCCCAGAUGACACCAGAAGAAAAGGAAGCAUACAUAGUGGUGGGACAACACAUGUUUGAGGACCUCUUUGAGUGA
Messenger RNA from Nycticebus coucang (slow loris), 1320 nucleotides. Its product is annotated as general transcription factor IIE subunit 1-like. The record is from RefSeq and is a predicted model, not a curated record. Gene Ontology annotation, cellular component: transcription factor TFIIE complex. Gene Ontology annotation, biological process: transcription initiation at RNA polymerase II promoter; transcription open complex formation at RNA polymerase II promoter. The transcript has a single exon. Lineage: Eukaryota; Metazoa; Chordata; Mammalia; Primates; Lorisidae.